Molecule: messenger RNA, 1305 nt
Organism: Cladocopium goreaui
Lineage: Eukaryota; Dinophyceae; Suessiales; Symbiodiniaceae
Source: the annotation of a GenBank genome assembly
AUGAGAGACGAACGCAAAGGAAAGCUGCUGGUAAGGUAUCGGGCAGUACUCACAGACCUGUCAAACAUAAGUGGUUGUUUCGGAAUGGUGCCAGUCAGUGGCUCAGCUGAAAGCAUUGCCCAAGUCACAGAUGCUUUGAUGGAAGCAUUUUGUGUUGAGAAGAAGCACCCCCCUCGGGCUUCCAAAGUGGAAGAGUCAGCAGUAGACACAAGUUUGCUUCAGCACCUGCGAGACAGCGUCACUAUCAUUGUGACCGAUGCAGCUGCAUCAGAACAGCUUGCGACAGACUUGCAUCGUGGACGUAGGAAUGCUGCCGAUGACAAGCUCAAGUGCAUCAUGACCGAAUGGUGUCACGGCGCCAAUUCCUUUGCACAGAAAGUUCAGCAUAGCACGGUUCUGUCGCAGUGGUGGGCUGCGGCCGUCGAAUGCCGCGACGAAGGGUCCGACUACUUGAAUCCACUGUCAAGGAUUUGCAAGAAUAUGCAAACCGUCUUCAAAGUUUGCAGCCGCUUGCAAGCGAUGCGAGGCUCAGAAGCAGUUUGGGCCAUUCAGCUCUGUCGCAAUUUCACUUCCUACAAGGCGGUUUUGCUCACCAUGGCAGCAGAUGCAUGCGCUAUUAGCAACGAUUACACAAGAGAAUGUGAUAGAGAAGACAUGGAUGUGGCGCAGCUCAAUUUGCGUGCCCAGCGCUUCAUUUGUUCUGCAAGGGCGCUAUUUGUGGAACACAAGGUUUGCACCUUACCUUCCUUCACAAAGGAUCUCCUGCUCAGACGGGAGCCAGUGACGGUUCCCCAGGACGGUUUCGCCCUAGAAGUCCGAGUGACUCAGGCUGACCUGGACAAGGCUUUUGCAGUCAUGGAGGAAUGGGUGGCACUGGCAGAGGAAGUGGUCGCCCAUGAGUUUCCAAGUUGGCAUCUCUUCGCCGCCUUUCAAGUUUUCCAUUUGUCUGAAUCCAAGGAAACAGAGGAGCAUGAAAAAGUUCUGCGGAACUUAGAGCGGCUGGCAAAAACUUUCAAGGUAUCUCCGGACACCUUGAAAAGGGAGUUCACACAAGUGCAGCCAACUGCCACGGCAUUGAAAAAGUCGGCCGGUCUGACAAACAGAGAAGCUUGGCGACAAGCGAUUCUACGGGUCGGACACCGACGGCCGCAACAGAAAGCUGGCGGAGGCGCUUUGUUCAGCGUCCUGGCGGGCUACCAGGCUUGGAGGCUUGGACUGCAUCCAGCAGCGGCGUCGAGCAAUUGUUCAGCAAUUGAAGAAUUCUCCGACGGAGCAAUCCACAUCCACUGGCAAGUCUGCGCUUGA